CUCCCCCCACCAAUUAUAAAAACACUCUCUUUCUCAUCAAUGCGGGUUGGGUAGCCCGUUGCUCUUCAAUGAACCAUUAACCACACCAGACAUCGGUUUCGAGAAAUUAGCCAUUUAUCCCAACGGACCCCUCUAAUUGAAAACGACCCCAAUUUCUUCAUCAGAAGAAGAACAAGAUCUGAUUUUUUGUAUUGAGACAACAAAUGUUGUUCGAGAUCUGAAGAAUUUGCAGAGCUUUUGAGGAAGAAGGAAAGAAAAGAAUGGGGAGCAAAUGGAGGAAGGCGAAGAUGGCUCUCGGAUUGAAUAUGUGUCUCUACGUUCCCAAAACGCGAGAAGAAGAAGAAGAGCCUGCUACAGCUCCGCCUCCCUCCGCCGCCAGGGUUUCCGAUGCGGUUUCGCUCUCACCCGACCCGACCCAGACCUCCGAUUCCCGGGUCUCCAUGCCCACCACCCCUACCCCCUCCUCCUCCGGCCUCCGUUUGUCCAAACACGGCGCUAAAUCUUCUAAGGCUGUCGUCGGUGGGUGGGUGGUGGUAGGUGUAGUAUAUGGUGGUGAUCCUCUUAGAUUUACUUACUCCUUCAGUCCCGCUUGAAAUUUUAACAUUUAGAGCAAAUUGUCCAUUUGUACUAAAGGUUGGAAAUUCAUAGCGGAACUGAGGAGUAAAUACUUUUAAAGAGUAGUGUAGUUGUUUCCGGGUUGGCGAAUUGUGAAUAAUGACACGAGAUUGAGCCGGGUGGUAGAGUGUGGGGGUAGACUCUUUGUGAGUACAAGAAAACAAUUUGCCAAUCGGGAAACAACUGCACUACAUUUUGAAGAUUUACUCUUUUACGUCACGUUGGGAGUUUCCAACCUUUAGUGCAAAUGGACAAUUUACCUAAUAGGUCGUCGAGUCUCCAUAAUUU
Cuscuta campestris is the source of this 903-nucleotide messenger RNA. The record is from the annotation of a GenBank genome assembly. NCBI's taxonomy places the organism in Eukaryota, Viridiplantae, Streptophyta, Magnoliopsida, Solanales, Convolvulaceae.